Molecule: messenger RNA, 2516 nt
Organism: Carassius gibelio (silver crucian carp)
Lineage: Eukaryota; Metazoa; Chordata; Actinopteri; Cypriniformes; Cyprinidae
Gene: cyp2u1
Product: cytochrome P450 2U1
Exons: 5
Coding region: 94-1683 (529 amino acids)
Biological process (GO): xenobiotic metabolic process
Cellular component (GO): intracellular membrane-bounded organelle; cytoplasm
Molecular function (GO): oxidoreductase activity, acting on paired donors, with incorporation or reduction of molecular oxygen, reduced flavin or flavoprotein as one donor, and incorporation of one atom of oxygen; heme binding; iron ion binding
Source: RefSeq, a predicted model, not a curated record
CCAACAACACAGGAAGAGAUGUGUUUGAUCAGCAGAUAAGAAGUAUUGAUCAGGAAUAGCUAUGCGUCAGUGGAUUUGAGGAGUGCGCGAGUCAUGGACGCUUCCCUGUCUUUGCUGUGGCAGUAUGUGUUCUCGCCCGCAAACAUUGUGGGUUUGAUUGCAUUCGUGCUUGUUUUCUGUGCGCUGCGACAGUAUGCGUGGCAUCAGACAUACGCCAACAUCCCUCCGGGUCCAAAGCCAUGGCCUGUCGUGGGAAACUUCGGCGGUUUCCUUGUGCCUUCGUUUAUUUUAAGACGACUUGCAAAGAAUCGAAAGAUGGCCUCGAAUCCGCUGUCACCUCAGGCUGGACUCACGGAGAUGUCCAAACUCUAUGGGAACAUAUUCAGCAUUUUUGUUGGGCCUCAGCUCAUGGUCGUGCUGAUGGGAUAUGACACUGUCCGGGACGCGAUGGUAAACCAUCCGGAGGUCUUCUCUGACAGACCUCAUAUACCUCUCGUAACGAUUAUCACCAAGAGGAAAGGGAUUGUGUUUGCACCGUAUGGCCCCCUGUGGCGCACAAACCGUAAGUUCUGUCACAGCACUCUGCGCAGCUUUGGCUUUGGCAAGUUGAGUCUGGAGCCGUGCAUCCAUGAAGGCCUGACCAUGAUUAAAACAGAACUGCAGAGCCUCAUCGAAAAAGCAGGGCCUUCUGGUAUCGAUCUGACUCCCCUCAUCAGCAACGCUGUCUCCAACGUCAUCUCCUCCAUGAGUCUGGGUCAGCGUUUCCAUCACCAGGACCAGGAGUUCCGCACCAUGCUGGACCUCAUGUCUCACGGGCUGGAGAUUAGCGUCAACACAUCCAUUUUGCUGGUCAAUGUCUUUCCCUGGUUAUACUACCUGCCCUGCGGUGUUUUCAAAGAGCUGCGGCGCGCAGAGAUCGACAUCACAGCCUUCCUGAAGAAGAUCAUCGCGAGGCACAGGGCCACGCUGGAUCCGGAGAAUCCCAGGGAUUUCAUAGACAUGUAUCUGGUGGAGAUGCUGGCCCAGCAAAAGAGCGAGAAUUCAGAGCAGAGCUUGUUCUCAGAGGAUGACCUCUUCUAUAUCAUUGGAGACCUGUUUAUUGCAGGCACUGAUACUACCACAAACAGCUGUUUGUGGAGUAUUCUCUAUAUGUCCAUGUAUCCUGAUGUGCAAGAGAAGGUUCAGCAGGAGAUUGAUGCGGUGGUGGGAUCUGAGAGGGUCCCGUCUCUGACUGAUAAGGGCAGUUUGCCGUACACAGAAGCCACCAUUAUGGAGGUGCUGAGGAUGACUGUAGUGGUCCCUCUGUCUAUACCCCACAUGGCCUCGGAAACCACAGAGUUCCGAGGAUACACUAUUCCUAAAGGAACAGUUAUCAUCCCAAACCUCUGGUCAGUACACAGGGAUCCCACCGUGUGGGAAAAUCCUGAUGAUUUCAAUCCAGGCAGAUUUCUGGAUGAACAGGGAAAACUUCUCAGGAAAGAUUGUUUUAUUCCAUUUGGAAUAGGUCGCAGGGUGUGCAUGGGAGAGCAGCUGGCUAAGAUGGAGCUGUUUCUGAUGUUUACCAGCCUGAUGCAGGCCUUCACGUUCAGGCUUCCUGAGGGAAAAUCUGCUCCAUCCAUGCACGGACGCUUCGGUCUGACUCUGGCUCCAUGCCCAUUUACUGUCUGUGUGAACGCACGCUGAACAGCCUUUAAACAAAGAGGCAUACCUCAAACAAUCAGCACUGGGAAGCAUAUUGCAUGUGUUGUCCAUUUAAGAAAAACUUUCAUUUGGACCAUAAAUGAAGUAAGGGCCUUUGUGGUUGCAUGAUCAAGCAAAAGGUCAGAGAUUAUUUUAUGUAACAUUUUUGAACAAUUUCAAGAAACAAGAACACAUACCGAAGUAUUAUGUCAGCAUAUUUCAGUUUUUAUUACAUUUAUUUUAAAAUAUUCAUUUCAUAAUCCAUAAAACAUCUUUUUUUUUCCUUUUUUUUUUUAAAUGUGAAAUGUUCCUGAACAAUUUCAAGAAAUGAGAAGAUAUGUCGAAGUAUUAAAUCAGCAUAUUUAAAUUUUAUUAUGACAUAUAUUUUAAAAUAUUAAUUUUAUAAUCCGAUAACUGAACUGUUGUUGUUUUUUCUCAAAAUGAUGGUUGGUUACUGUACUGUACUGUACUGUGAGACUGUUAUUAUUAUUAUUAUCUUUUUAAGAAUUAUUGCAAAAAACUCUUUCAAAUAUGGUUUAGUACUAUCAUAAAAAACAUGAAUGGACCUGAAAUGAGAUCCUAUGAGAUACUGGGAUAAAAAGCUCUCUUAAACAACACUUACUAAUUUUAAUGUAUGAUGUCAUUUUGUGGUGGAAAACUAAAAUUGAAAUAUUUUUGGAAUAAAAUGGCCAGUCUUGCUAAGGCUAAUUUCAUAGCUCGAAUUCCAUGUCCUAUACACAUGCUAUUUCAAACUUUUUCUAUCAUUUGACAGAAAAAAAUAAAUAAAUACUGCUUGACUGAAAUGAUGCACAAUAAAAUAACCUGCUGGAAACCAA